AUGUCUGAAAAUAAACGGUCAUUCAUUUCGCAAUUAAAUAUCUUUAAUAAAGAUAACUAUUCAAUCCAAGAAGCCUACGACCAGGAUUGUGCUAAAACUGGCAAUUUCUCCGAUAACGAUGAUUUGCACUCCACUUCUUCCUCCAUUGAAGCUGGUCAACAAGUCAUGACUGAAAUGGAUCAAGGUAAGAAGAAUCUUGGUUUGUUUUCGUGUAUCGGUUUAAUUUGUAAUAGAAUGUUGGGGACUGGGGUUUUCGCCGUGUCUUCUACUAUUUAUACCUUAUGUGGUUCCGUCGGUCUUUCUUUAAUCAUGUGGGCCAUCGGUGCCAUUAUUUCUAUCUGUGGUCUUUAUGUUUAUAUGGAAUUUGGUACUGCUAUUCCUAAAAAUGGUGGUGAAAAAAACUAUUUGGAAGCCAUCUUUAGAAAACCAAAAUUCUUUAUCACAUGUAUGUAUGCGGCCUAUAUUUUUUUCUUAGGUUGGGCUGCUGGUAAUUCUGUUAAUACUGCAGUCAUGUUCUUGACUGCAGCUGAUGUAGAAGUCACUAGAUGGAAACAGAAUGGGUUAGCUGUAGCAGUCAUUGGUUUCUGUUUCAUCGUUAACUCUAUUAAUGUUAAGCUAGGUAUUUAUAUCCAAAACGUAUUGGGUAUCUUUAAAGUCUUCAUCGUUUGUUUCAUUUCUGUUAUUGGUUGGGUGGCUCUAGGUGGUGGUUUAAAGAAUGGUUAUAAGACUGAUAAUUUCCAUAAUGCAUUCGAAGGUACACAAAAUGCUAGUGCUUACGGUGUCGUUAAUGCCCUUUAUAAUGUUAUCUGGUCAUUUGUUGGUUAUUCAAACGUGAACUACGCUUUAGGUGAAGUGAAAAAUCCUGUUCGUACUUUAAGAAUCGCUGGUCCAAGUGCCAUGGUCUUUGUGGCUAUUAUUUAUAUCUUUGUUAAUAUUGCUUAUUUUGCUGUUGUUCCAAAGGAAACUUUAAUUUCUUCUAAAUUAGUUUUAGCUGCUGAUUUCUUAGAUAUCGUAUUUGGUAAGAGUGGUAGAACAGCCGCCGCUGUUUUUGUUGGGUUAAGUGCUUUGGGUAAUGUCAUGUCUGUUAUUUUCUCCCAAGGUCGUAUUAUUCAACAAUUAGGUCGUGAAGGUAUUUUACCAUUCCCAAACUUCUUUGCCACAUCAAAGCCUUUUAAUUCCCCUAUGGUUGGUCUAUUCCAACAUUUCAUUGUUUGUUUAAUUACAAUCAUUGCUCCACCUCCAGGUGAUGCUUAUAACUUUAUUAUGAAUUUGAUCUCUUACCCAAUGAAUAUUAUUAACUUUUGUGUUUCUGGUGGUUUAAUUUAUUUGCAUUGGCAACAUAAGAAGGGUAAUAUUGAAUGGAAUCCACCAAUUAAAGCUGGUAUGCCAGUCAUUGUCUUCUUCACAUUAUGUAAUGUUUACUUGAUUGUUGCUCCUUAUGUUCCACCUACAAACGGAGAAUCUGUUUACAACAGCUUACCUUAUUGGAUUCAUUGUGUGGUUGCUUGGCUAAUUUUCUUAAUCGGUGCCAUCUAUUGGGCUGUCAUGUUUAGAUUAAUCCCAAGAAUCCGUGGUUAUAAAUUGGAUACAAAGGACGUUCUUGGGGAAGAUGGGUUUUGGAGAAAACAAAUUAUUAAAGUUCCAAAAGAUAAGAAAGAUGAUGGUGAUUCAAAUUCUCAAUUCGAUAUCAAUGACAAAAAUAGUGUAGAAGCUCUAGAGAUGACUUCUAAUUUGGGAAUGGUUACAACAGGUUAUGUUAAUGGUGAUGAUAGUAUCUCUUCAAAGAAGGAUUCGGGUGUUGUUGAAAUUGCUACUGAGCUAGGUACUUCAAGAGGUAUUGGUUCCAGCAGCAGUAGCCAGGAAGGUUAUAAUAAUAAUCAUAAUGAUGACAAAGAUCCGCAUAUAAUCGAAUCAACAACCAGAUAUUAA
Messenger RNA from Henningerozyma blattae CBS 6284, 1929 nucleotides. RefSeq lists its product as uncharacterized. The record is from RefSeq and is a predicted model, not a curated record. NCBI's taxonomy places the organism in Eukaryota, Fungi, Ascomycota, Saccharomycetes, Saccharomycetales, Saccharomycetaceae. Gene Ontology annotation, cellular component: membrane. Gene Ontology annotation, biological process: amino acid transmembrane transport. Bases 1 to 1929 code for a protein of 642 amino acids. Gene Ontology annotation, molecular function: L-amino acid transmembrane transporter activity. The transcript has a single exon.